GGGAGGGCCGGGCGAGGCGGAGGGAGGCGGCGCUGCCUUCCCUUUCCCCUCCGCUCCGCUCCGCUCCGCCGGGGCCAUGGGCGAGUUCCGGCUGCACCACGACGUGAGCGAGCUGCUGCGGCUGCUGCGGGUGCGGGGCGGCGGCGAGGGCGCGGAGGUGUACAUGGAGCUGCUGCAGAGGAACCGCGCGGGGCCCUUCGCCGCCACCGCCGCCGCCUCCCUGGGCGCCAAGGUGAAGCUGGCCGAGCAGUCGCGCGCGCCCGAGGCCUUCCUGGCCAAGUACGAGGAGCUGAAGUCCCGCCACACGCGCCACCUGGACCCGCUGGUCUCGCUGCUGGCCCAGCUGGCCGAGCACCGGGAGACGCUCCAGUACCUGCAGCAGAACGCCCAGGAGCGGGCCGAGCUGGCGGCCUCCGCAGCAGCAGCAGCAGCCGCCCCCGCCGCCCCCGCCGCGGCCCCCCUGGCCGCCCCCAAGAUGAGCGCGCAGGAGCUGGAGGAGCUGCGCAGGCAGCUGGGCACCGUGGCCACCACCGUCGCCGCCCCGCAGCCUCUGGAAUUUGUUCGCAAGAUGCUCAGAGAGAAGCAGAACAAGAAGAAUUCUGGCCAACCCAUCCCAUCGUUUCCUGCCUGGGUAUAUGAGAGGCCGGCACUGAUUGGGGAUUUUCUCACCAGCUCUGGUUUAACCACGGACACGACGACAGUUCCCAUAGGAACAUUGCCCCUGACAUCCCAAGAGUCUGCCGUUGUGGAGGACCUCUUGUAUGUUUUGAUUGGAGUCGACGGCAGAUACAUCACUGCACAGCCGCUUGUUGGCAGAGAGAACCGAGCCUUCUUAGUAGAUCCUAACUUAGACGUGUCUGUCAAAGAACUCGUCACCAGGAUUCUUCCCGUUGCUGCAAGUUACUCCAUAGUAACAAGGUUCAUAGAGGAGAAGGCCUCCUUCGAGUACGGACAGGUGAACCAUGCGCUGGCCGCCGCCAUGAGGACGCUGGUGAAGGAGUACAUGAUCCUCGUCACCCAGCUGGAGCACCUGCAGCGGCAAGGGCUCCUCUCCCUCCAGAAGCUCUGGUUCUACAUCCAGCCCACCAUGCGGACCGUGGAGAUCCUGGCCUCUCUCGCUGCUUCUGUCGACAAAGGGGAGUGCGUGGGGGGCUCCACGCUCAGCCUGCUCCACGACAAGACGUUCAACUACACGGGGGACAGCCAAGCGCAGGAGCUGUGCCUCUACUUAACCAAGGCCGCCAGUGUCCCAUAUUUCGAGAUCCUGGAGAAGUGGAUCUAUAGAGGAAUUAUUAAUGAUCCUUACAGUGAGUUCAUGGUGGAAGAACAUGAGCUGCAGAAGGAAAAGAUCCAGGAAGAUUAUAAUGAUAAAUAUUGGGAUCAGAGGUACACCAUUGUUCAACAACAGAUUCCCUCCUUCCUGCAGAAGAUUGGAGACAAAAUACUCAGCACAGGAAAGUAUUUAAAUGUGGUCCGGGAGUGUGGGCAUGAUGUGACGUGCCCGGUGGCGAAAGAGGUCAUCUAUACUUUGAAGGAGCGUGAAUACGUGGAGCAGAUAGAGAAAGCCUACAACUAUGCCAGCAAAGUUUUGCUCGAUUUCCUGAUGGAAGAAAAAGAACUUGUGGCCCACUUGAGGUCGAUCAAGCAUUACUUCCUGAUGGACCAGGGGGACUUCUAUGUUCACUUCAUGGACCUCACAGAAGAAGAGCUGAGGAAGCCUGUGGAGGACAUCGUUCCUACCAGACUGGAAGCUCUGCUUGAAUUAGCCCUGAGGAUGAGCACGGCAAACACAGACCCUUUUAAGGAUGACCUCAAGAUUGAUUUGAUGCCCCACGACCUCAUCACGCAGCUCUUGCGCGUCCUUGCCAUUGAAACCAAGCAGGAAAGGGCCAUUAUCAACGCAGAGCCGACGGAGCUCUCGCUCAGCGGCCUGGAAGCGUUUUCCUUUGAUUACAUCGUCAAAUGGCCGUUGUCGCUCAUCAUCAACAGGAAAGCCUUAACCCGAUACCAGAUGCUCUUCAGGCACAUGUUUUACUGCAAGCACGUGGAACGGCAGCUGUGCAACGUCUGGAUCAGCAGCAAAGCAGCCAAGCAGCAUUCCCUCCAUUCAUCCAAGUGGUUCGCUGGGGCGUUCACUCUCCGCCAGCGGAUGCUCAACUUUGUGCAGAACAUCCAGUACUACAUGAUGUUUGAAGUGAUGGAGCCCACGUGGCACAUCCUGGAGAAGAACCUGAAGUCGGCCUCCAACAUAGACGAUGUCUUGACUCAUCACACGAGCUUCCUGGACAACUGCCUGAAGGACUGCAUGCUGACCAAUCCGGAGCUGCUCAAGAUCUUCUCCAAGAUGAUGUCUGUCUGCGUCAUGUUCACCAACUGCAUGCAGCGAUUCUCCCACAGCAUGAAGCUGGAUAAGGAGCUGGGCCGCCUGACUGUGGAGCACGGGACCAUGAGGGGGCCCCCCACGGACCAGGAGCGUGUGGAGGAAUCUGCAAGGAAGCAGCUCGCGCACAGGCUCUUGGCAGAGCACGCGGAUUCCCUGCACGUGACGUCUGGCUUUGAAGCAACCAUCAACAAGUUUGACAGCAAUUUCUCGGCUCAUCUCCUGGACCUCCUGGACAAGCUGAGCAUUUACAGCACCAACGACUGCGAGCACAGCAUGAUCAACAUCAUCUACAGGCUGGACUUUAACGGCUUCUACACGGAGCGCUUGGAGCACAUGUCUGCGGAGCGGAGCCAGAGGGCUGCCUCCCAGGCAGCUCCUGCCCGAGCUGUUGUGGUUGCUCCGUAACUUCCCUCCGAAGGUCCUUUUCUCAAGGGAAGGGGGGGAGAGUGCGGGCACACUCCUGGCACGUGGGUGUUGGGCAGCUGCACUGGAAGCUCGAAGCACAAACAUCGUGGCUGCUUGUUUGUGUAUAUAUGUAAGAGAGGGUGUUUCUGAAGUGUGUCUACACUUUUAUACACAAAACUAACUUGUACAGUUGUCUGUUUUACUUAAAAAUAAAAAUCUUUAACGGA
Molecule: messenger RNA, 3015 nt
Organism: Eublepharis macularius
Lineage: Eukaryota; Metazoa; Chordata; Lepidosauria; Squamata; Eublepharidae
Gene: TUBGCP2
Product: tubulin gamma complex associated protein 2
Exons: 17
Coding region: 77-2788 (903 amino acids)
Biological process (GO): meiotic cell cycle; spindle assembly; microtubule nucleation
Cellular component (GO): equatorial microtubule organizing center; spindle pole; centrosome
Molecular function (GO): gamma-tubulin binding; microtubule minus-end binding
Source: RefSeq, a predicted model, not a curated record